Messenger RNA from Prunus avium (sweet cherry), 868 nucleotides. RefSeq names its product Bifunctional inhibitor/lipid-transfer protein/seed storage 2S albumin superfamily protein. The record is from RefSeq and is a predicted model, not a curated record. NCBI's taxonomy places the organism in Eukaryota, Viridiplantae, Streptophyta, Magnoliopsida, Rosales, Rosaceae.
UUCACUAAACCCAUCUGACUCUUCUCUGAUAGCACCAUAAACUUAUACAUUUUACCAACUCCUACAAAUUUGCUUCCAUUUACAAUUUCAGAUAUGGAGAUUUCAGUGCCUUUUUUCCGUCUAGCUAUGGCAUUGGCAAUGACUGUGGUCUUGGCUAUGCCUGUCUAUGGCCAAGUUGGUUCCCCUUGCAAUGCUUCGGCAAUUUCUAGCUUGUCCCCUUGCAUGAGUUUUCUCACUAAUAGCAGCUCCAAUGGCACCUCACCAACUGCAGACUGCUGCAAUUCACUAAAAGCCCUCACAAGUACCAGCAGAGACUGCUUGUGCCUCAUUGUAACUGGAAGUGUUCCCUUCCAACUACCGAUCAACCGUUCUCUAGCCAUCUCUCUCCCUCGUGCCUGCAACAUCCCCGGCGUCCCACUCCAAUGCCAAGCCACAGUUGCACCUAUUCCUGCUCCAGGUCCUAGCUCCCUUUCGCCAACCCUCUCUCCUGGAGCUUCACCAUCUGGUCCAACAGCUUCCUCUGUUCCGGAACCAACCUCAUCUGCUCUGUCACCGGAAUCCGACACAACACCACUUUUAACUCCGCCAUCUACAACAGGAGGCUCUGGAGCUCCAACCGCAACUACAGGGAGCCGUCCUGUUCUGACUCCUUCGGCUGCCUUUACCUCUUAUCGUCUCUCACCCUCUCUUAUGCUUUUUGCAUCAGGCAUUCUGGCUUUGAAGUUUUUCUAGGCUGAUUAUGUUCAUCUCUAUACAUAUUUCCAUACAUUGUCUGAGAAAUAUUCUUUUGUUGGUGGGUGUGAGUGUGACUAUUGUUUUUGGCUAGUUUAGAUCAUUGCAACCCAUUUUGGGUGAUUAUUUAUUGAAA